Molecule: messenger RNA, 519 nt
Organism: Miscanthus lutarioriparius
Lineage: Eukaryota; Viridiplantae; Streptophyta; Magnoliopsida; Poales; Poaceae
Source: the annotation of a GenBank genome assembly
AUGGAGAAGGCUCUCACCAAGCUCGGCAGCUUCACCAUCUCCCGCAAGGCCAAGCAGGAGCUCUCCGCCAUCGGCGACGACAUCUCCCGUUUUUCGAGCACGGUGGAGGAGAAGGCAAAAUGGGUUUUCGAGAAGCUCAAAGGACACAAGAAGUCACUCUCUGAUCUACUGCGCGAGCACAACCUCCCUCCAGGUCUCUUCCCUCGUAACAUCAUCUACUAUGAGUAUGACGAAUCAACCUCGAAGCUGGUGGUGCACCUGUCCAAGCCCUGCGAGGUGAGCUUCAAGGAUUCCUCCACGAUACGGUAUGCUCCUCGUGUCAAGGCGACUCUGUCCCGAGGCAAGCUUUCCGGGGUUGAAGGCAUGAAGACCAAGGUGGUGGUACAGGUGAAGGUGGCAAGCGUGAGCAUCGAGAGCUACAAGUCUGACAAGAUAUGCUUCAUCGCCGGCGUGAAGAAGCUGAGGCAGAAGGAUGCUUAUGAGGUCCCUCGCGAAGCCGUCUCUGUUGAGGAGUUCUGA